AUGGCGAACAACACUUCAUUCACGCCUUCUGCAGCAGUUCGAACCGGGUCCGGAUGUAACUUCCGUCUCUUCAACGACACGGAAAUAUGGCUGCAGGUGACUUCUUACCUGCUGAUUAUUCUUUUCUCCAGCUUUGGAAAUACAGUCAUCAUUAGCAUUGUAAAGAAAAAUCGACGCAUGCGCAGCCCCACCAAUUACUUUAUUGUCAACCUUUGUUUGGCCAACCUAAUGAUCAUGCUAAUGAACGUUGUACCAUACGUCGUAGGAAGAAUUUCCUCUCAUAACGGUUAUGGGAUCAGUGGUAGGUACUUACAAAAUAGACAGCAAUUUCCCAUGGUCUAUUUAAUCCUUAAACCUUAAUAUGCAGAUACAAAUUCUCCACACUAGUCUCCGUACAUUACUUUAAAGAAUUAGCUGAUAGUAAUAAUUUGAUAACAGAGCACAGUAUUUCUCCUUUGGGCGUCAUUUAUUUUCACAACCUUUUCUCUUGAUGAUAUAUUGAUAGUGGUAAAAGAAAGUAGAUGUUUGUCACUCUUUGGACUUAACUGAACGGUUAACAAAUAUAUUCGUUCCUCGUUGACAAAAUUGUGACAAAACUCAUAAACAGGAGGAAAUCUUCACAGCAGUUGCCAUCGUAUGUCAUCGCUACGAGAGACUCGCAGUUUGUGGAAAAUGUUUUUCGUGAAUUUUUUGCUUUGAGCAAGUGAGGACGUUGAAUAACUUUUCGGAGAAACUCUAUACAAGUAAGAUAAAGAGGAAACUAACGAAGCAGACAUGAAAAGUAACGCUUGUAGCUUAAAAAAUGCCUAAACUGAUCUAAACUGAAAUCCUCGAACAGCUAGUCAAGCGGUAAGAGGCAAGUUAAUGUAGUUUUUUCUUCUCACUGUGAGAAACAAAUAGAUUUCAUGUUGCUGUGGGUCUGUUCAGUAAUAGAUCACGGAAAACGUCAAAAUGUGGUAAAAACAUCAGACUGAGUGACACACUCACCUGAAGCUCGUGUGCCACUUCGUUGUUUUAUCACGUUUUACGUCAUCUGUGAUCGAUUACGGCGACGGUGACGGCAACGUCAAAAAGCAAUCGGUUUAGUUAGCAAGACAACAACUCUGCACGUGCAUCACGCUUGUUUGUACAUUUCUUUGCUAUCCUUGUGCGACUACGACGUGAAAUGACUAAGUUUUAAGUUUGUUCGAAGACGGGAAAGGCAAUGCGAUAAAUUCUAACAUCUCUGUCUGAACUCGGGUGCGGCCCCCUCUCUUCAGCUCCAGCUUCAGCUUCUUUCAAGUAAUUGGGCGAAUUGGGAUAAUCGCGAAAUGGUUUGAAAGGGUGCGGAGGCUAUUUUUCAGUGAGCUUUUCAUGGACGUUGCUGUUGUCGGAUUGUAAGGUCUCCAUGACACGCACAGCAACAUGGAAUAUAUCAGUUAAAUAGAUCACCCCUCGAAAAAUCGUUCUGUUAUUGUAAAAAGUUAUUUGGCAUAUCUAAUGGUUUUUAAACUAUUUUAUAGUCAACAGAAAGCUUUCAAUUAGAGGGCAAUUUCGAAUUUAUGAUUAUUUUACCAUUAUUUCAGGCUUAGCUGGUACAAUUAUCUGCAAGCUUCACGUAUUUCUGAACGGCUGCUCGCUUAAUGCAGCCCUUCUCACCCUUGCUGUGAUCGCAGCAGAUAGAUUCAUCGCCAUAUUUUUUCCUCUGAGAAGGGCAAUCAACUCUCGGAAAGCAAUUUGGUUAAUCGCUGCAACAUGGUUUGUCCCAGCUCUUCCAGGUACCAUCUUACUCUAUGUGAAUAGAAUCUAUGAGUUCCGCGGCAGUUGGUACUGUCUUGAAUUCUGGGAGCCAGAUAUUCCAAUAAUCUACAAUACCGUAUACUCCGCUGCAGAUGUCAUAUUGUUUUACGCCCUUCCUUUGUUAGAAAUAAUCGUCUUUUACAGCGCUAUAAUCUACAAGAUAUGGAUGCGCAAAAUCCCGGGGCAAACGACGACAGCCAAUCAACAGCUCGAAAUGAAAGCAAAAAAGAACGUGUUUAAGAUGCUCAUCGUAGCAGUUCUAACAUUCGCAUUGCUGUGGCUUCCUUCCAGAUUGUUCAUGCUGAUUUCUACGUUCGACAGUCUGCCUUGCUUCCGAACUCCAACUCUUCGCUUUAUGGGGAACUUCCUCGCCUACAUGAACUGCGCCAUAAACCCGUUUAUUUAUAUCAUAUUCAGUCAAGAUUAUCGAAAGGCUUGCAAAGCAUUAUUUGACUGCGAGCCGUGUCGGAAGGUGGAUCUUUCCCGUCUACACAGCCAAUCCAUGGACAUCACCGAGAUAACCAACAGUGGUCGCCAAAGUGGCCUGGCCAUGGGGAGUUUCAAGAGAAUAGAUAACACAUAA
This is a messenger RNA of Porites lobata, 2362 nucleotides long. Lineage: Eukaryota; Metazoa; Cnidaria; Anthozoa; Scleractinia; Poritidae. The record is from the annotation of a GenBank genome assembly.